AUGACGAGGCCACAAAUGAUCAGGGCCGAUACAAUCGACCUACAGGAUCAAAACUACCCCUCAGCGAAGGACCACAGCUCGCACGGUGCACGUACAAACGGUCAUUCUGCCUCGCAUCACAAUCAGUCGUUACGACACGCAGAGCAGGAGGCUAAGGACGAAUUGUCUACUGGUCCUCGAGUUUCUUUGGAUCGUUUCGAUGGCGAUGAUGACCGUACCCAAAUUGAUAUAGGUUACGAUGAGGCUGAAGACAUGGUUACAGAGUUGGCAGGGUCUCGUAACGGGGAGAAUGGGCAUUACGAGUCUGGAGGCGAUGGAGAAAUAGCGGACGUUGAAGGGGACGACGAUCUGUUGGACGACGAUAUGAUGGAUAAGAUCUCUUCCUCGCCUUCCAUCGAUGAUGAGGAUAUUGAUUUCGAGUUCGUUUACGCACUGCAUACGUUUAUCGCAACGGUUGAAGGGCAAGCAAACGCCGCGAAAGGGGACACAAUGGUUCUUCUUGACGAUAGCAAUAGUUAUUGGUGGCUUGUCCGGGUCGUCAAAGAUGGCAGCAUCGGGUACUUGCCUGCAGAGCAUAUUGAGACGCCCACAGAGAGAUUGGCUAGAUUGAACAAGCAUCGAAAUGUCGACCUUUCUUCAAUGAUGCUUGGAGACAAUCCAGAAAAAUCCAAGAAUCCACUCAAAAAGGCCAUGCGGCGACGCAAUGCGAAAACUGUAACUUUCGCCUCACCGACAUUCUUUGAAGCCUCUGAUAUCGACUAUUCGACUGAAGAAGAAGAUGGCGAAGGCGAGGAGAUGGCCGAGGAAGAAGAACCGGCCCAUGAACCUGAGGGCAACCCGGACGAUAUUCGAGAUGAGGAUAUUGUUGUGGAACCUCUGAAGCCCCAUAAGGAAAAGAUCUCUCGAGAACCAACUACUGAAAUUGAAGACACCCAAAUCGACCGGUCGAGCCCGGAGAAACCCCGCCCUAGUGACGACUCCCUGGAUCGCCCAGGUGAGAAUGUCAGCCGGUCAAGAAACGGAACACUGCGAAAUACAGACUCCUUCUUUAAAGAUGACACUGCCGAGACCAAGAAAAUCUCGCUUACUCCAAACCUUCUGCGUGACGAUUCUGCCUCUGGCAUUUCCAAAUCCGAACUACAAGAGGGACGUGCAAGUCUGGAAUCUCUCGAGAAAAACCUAUCUUCCACAGAGAAGAGCAAACGUAAAGAAAAGAAACCCGGCAUGCUCAGCGGGCUGUUCAAGCGAAAAGAUAAAAAGGGCAGAAACUCAGAAGACGAUGCUGAAGAGAUGGAAAAGACUUCUGACGAACUGUCGCCUCAGUUCAAAGUGUCGUCGGAAUCUUUGCGUGAAGCCAACAACAACAAACCCCAAGGGAUUCAGAGACAGACAAGUCGACUGCAAAAGCAGCCACCGGCAGAACUUGUCGCGGCCAACCAACAACGUGCUACUCAGGAAGCUGCUACUUCUGCUAGUAAUGCGUCCUCACCUGUCAAAGAGGGUUUCGGUCCAUCUAUUCGAAGAGUCGUUUCACCAUCAGGCGCGAAUGUCGUGGCACCACUUCAAUUACGGCCUUCUCACGAAUCACCCUCGUCAUCUUUUGAACAGCGAAGGCCUAAAGUCGAUGUAUCAUCUCCUGUGAAAUCAUCGAGUCCGGCUUCGCCUAAGCAAUGGCAGCCUACGACGUAUUACGAUCCGGAAGACGAGGCUGACGAGGUUGACGAGGUUGACGAAAUUGCACCUACAAACAAAACGAUACCAGCAACUCAGCCGCUGUCAGUGGCAUCUUCCCAGCAGCAACCACAACAACAGCCAUCUCCGCUGCUUGCUAACAAACAGAGCAGUCGAAGUGUGUCAGAGUCUCCAGUGGAUGUUUCGCCAACCCGCAUUCAACCUCCGGGAUUAACAGUGGAUACCUCUUCCCGUGAUGAACGAUCCGUUUCUCCUGUAUCGUCUGAGUCAUCAUCUCCCGAAUUAAUUGAAGGGCCUGACAGAAAAAUGGACGAGACUACUCCAGUGUCGACUAUUUCGUCAAAUGCUACGGCGACCUGGAGCGACGCGAGCUUGCGUUCAUAUCUAGACGAUGGGAAUGACAUCAAGGAUUUGCUCAUCAUUGUACAUGACAACUCCAAUGUGCAACCUGCUGGACCCGAUCAUCCAAUCACUGGCAGCUUGUUCAAAGAUGAAAGCAAACGCUUGAAGGAAAUGUCUGGGCGGCUAGAUGAUAUGCUGUCCGGCUGGAUUACGCGAAAAGCAGAACGUCGUCCUGUCAAAGCUUUUUAG
Messenger RNA from Talaromyces proteolyticus, 2283 nucleotides. RefSeq lists its product as uncharacterized. Gene Ontology annotation, cellular component: microtubule cytoskeleton; cell tip. Bases 1 to 2283 code for a protein of 760 amino acids. NCBI's taxonomy places the organism in Eukaryota, Fungi, Ascomycota, Eurotiomycetes, Eurotiales, Trichocomaceae. Gene Ontology annotation, molecular function: protein binding. The transcript is spliced from 7 exons. Gene Ontology annotation, biological process: establishment or maintenance of actin cytoskeleton polarity. The record is from RefSeq and is a predicted model, not a curated record.